ACAACACAACGGCAAAUCACACAACACAACACAAAAAGAGACAACACAACACAAUUAAGAGACCACACAACGGAAGAGGUAGGUACCUUCGGGCCACAUGAAUCGUCGCUGAUUGGACAAAAGAAUCUGGACACGACAGCCCGCCGAAAAUCACAAGAACCCAGCGCGUCAGAUCCGGUCUAUGGCUAGAUCAUGUCUGGAUCAUGUACAGGAGGACGGCUAACCAAGCCAAGGCAUUUGCAAAGGAAAUGUUUUGUCCAAAUUGUGGGAAAUCUUAUGAUCAAAAGCCAAACUAUUGCAGCGAAUGUGGUCGAAAGCUGCAAGAGGACGGCGGCCAUCAAGUAUCACGACCAUCAACAACACAGAACCCUACAAUAGGGACCUUUUUGGAAUACAGAAAAUGUAAAGGCGAAGAGAGAGCAAAGUUUUCAUGUGGCAAAAAAUCUAAGCCAAAGAUCUGUAAAGUACAGAUAAAUAUUGGUUUAAUGACACUUGGGAGAGGUGGUGUUCUUAAGCCAUGGCGUGGGAGAUCUAUUUCCCUUUCUACACAUCCUGACAUCAGUGGCCCCGAUCUCCUUGAUGAGGCAGUGAGGAAAAUGAGGGACUUCAACAAAGACCUGGAUGAAGGACCUUUCCUCCUUCUUUAUCCAGAUGGUUCUGAAGUUAUUAAUAUCCCUGGGACACAAAUACCAUUUUCUCUAAAAGCAUACAAGGAAGAAAUUGGCAAGCAGUAUCAGCGAAUCGUGAUUUUUAUCUGCCAGAAAGAAGACUUUGAGAAAGUUUUCAGAGAAUUGCCAGACACAUUUGACUCCGACCCUGAGAUUGUAAUAAAAACAACAAGAUCAAGAAUUCAAAAUCAAGAAUUAGAUCUAGCUGAUACACUGGUAUUUGAACCUCCCCACAAAAGCAGUCCUGUACACGAAGAGCCUGACCAGGUGAAUGAUGACGAGGGGUUGAGGGGUACUGAAGUACAUCAGGGGGAAUACAAAGCCAGGUGUGUUGAUGUCGAGAGCUCCUGUUACAGGAAGUACACCAACCUUUUUGCACCUAUUGUCAUUGACGAUGAUGAAGAUGAAGUUGUCUUUCUAGAGGAAAAGGAGGACAUGCCCUCAGAAAAAUCUGAACUCACAACUGUGCAGGCCUCUGAAAUAAUUGCAAAUUUGGCACUUGCAAUUGACCACAAGAAAGUCAGCAGGUUCAAUAUAUCGAGAUCUGAUGUAUGGGAUGGAGCUGUAAGAGGCUUUCGACGCAGCUCAUACUACGAAAAAAGUGACAUCUUUGUGAAGUUCACAGAUGAUGCAGGUUCUUUUGAAGAAGGGUUGGACACAGGUGGGCCGAGGCGAGAAUUCCUCACACUUCUUAUGACUCACCUGAGAAAUCGUCCCAUCUUCGACGGACCUCCAGAAAAACGCUAUCUUGUGUACAAUCCCUCAGCUGUCAGGGAAGAUGAGUACUAUCUUGCAGGCAAGAUGAUUGCUGUGUCCAUUGUACACGGGGGACCAGCACCACAUUUCGUCUCAAAGGACCUUGUCAACCACAUAAUAGGGAAGCCAGGUUUCAGCGCAACUGUGGAAGAUGUAAAAGAUGAGGAUAUAGGGAGAGUUCUACAUCAGGUCCAGGAAGCCGAAUCAGAGGAGUCUUUGCAAAAUAUAAUUUUGCAAAACAGCUCAAUGUUCCAAACAGCUGGAUGCUUCCGACCUGUCAAAGCUUGUCAGAAGCAUGCACUUGUGGAGGAGUACCUCAAAUGGUACAUUAUAGACCGCAACCACAUUGCCAUUCAACGAUUCAAAGACGGACUGGCUAGUCUGGAGUUUUUGGCUUCAGUCCAGAAGCAUCCUGAUGUGCUGUCUCCUCUCCUGUGCUAUUCUACAAAGACACUGACUGCUUCAGAAAUAGAGCAUCUGUUCAGCCCAGGCUUCAGCACAAAGGGAAGCAACAGGUGGCAGAAAGAAACCAAAGUUAUCGGAUUUUGGGCCGAUUUUCUAAUGGAAUGUGAAGAUGAAGUGUUGGCUGUGUCCCUGCAAGAUGUGCUAAUGUUUGCCACUGGCUUGUCAGCACUUCCACCAGCGGGAAUAACACCUCAUCCAACUGUGGAGUUUUUAAAUGAUUCGCCGCUUCCAAUGGCAACCACAUGUUCAAACACACUCAAGCUCCCACUACUCGACUCCUACAGUGUCUUUACAAAGAAUAUGGAGUUCGGCAUCCUAAAUGCGCCAGGCUUUGGGUGUUUUUAGUUGCCAAAUGCACAUUCAUGCAUUAUCAUAAAUUGAGCUAGCUUGAUUUAGGCUCUAUUUUAUGUAUUUUUUGUCUUUUACUUUUCUCAUCUCUGGUCAGAAUAAUGCCUUUCAAAGCAAUUUCUGCUUGUUUGCAUAUGUACUGUAACUGUACUGCCUCUCGUUAAAAGGCCAUUUGGGACAUGUAAGUAAUAGUUCACCAGUUAGAGUGCUUCUGUACAAUGUUCAAAUCGGUGCAGUUAGCUACUUGCAUAGCAACUUACUUAGAGCGAGAGCAGUGUCCUGAUUUAUGUAUUUUUCAUUUUUUGCUGUUCCCUGUGUUUUACAUCGCUACAUUUCAAGAUGUAAUAAAGAUGUAUUAAAGCAAAA
Sardina pilchardus (European sardine) is the source of this 2603-nucleotide messenger RNA. RefSeq names its product G2/M phase-specific E3 ubiquitin-protein ligase-like. The coding region runs from base 204 to 2234 and encodes 676 amino acids. Gene Ontology annotation, biological process: protein polyubiquitination. The transcript has 13 exons. The record is from RefSeq and is a predicted model, not a curated record. Gene Ontology annotation, molecular function: ubiquitin protein ligase activity. Lineage: Eukaryota; Metazoa; Chordata; Actinopteri; Clupeiformes; Clupeidae.